AUGAGAAUCCACAGCCUCCUCCUGCUCUCCUUCCUUCUCCUGGCUGCUCAGGUGCUCUCAGAAAGGGUCAAAAAGGGAGCCAAGAAUGCACCAGACAACACAACAGAGGAGGGUCCAUCUGCCCCCUCAGGCAAGGCCCAGGAAAAACAGAGAAGCAGGACAUCCAAAUCCAUGACCCACGGCAAGUUCCUCACCAAAGACCAAGCCACCUGCAAGUGGGCUGUAACUGAGGAGGAGCUGGGCAUCAGCCUGAAGGUCCAGUGCACUCAAGAAGAUCGAGAGUUUUCUUGUGUUUUUGCGGGUGAUCCAGCCGGCUGCCUUGAACAUGACAAAGACCAGAUCUACUGGAAGCAGAUUGCCCGCACCCUGCGCAAACAGAAGAAUAUCUGUGGGAACGCCAAGAGCGUCCUGAAGACCAGAGUGUGCAGAAAGAAGUUUCCAGAGUCUAACCUCAAACUGGUAAACCCCAGUGCACCCGGGAACAUGAAGCCCAGGAAGGAGAAAGCAGAGGUAUCCCCAAGGGAACACAACAAGGUUCAAGACGUUUCCUCCAUGGGGCCAAACAAGGUCCAAGAGGACCUCGUGCCCAGUUCAGCUGUGACCCAGACGGUGGCCAUCAAAGAUCCGGAGUGCCUGGAGGACCCAGAUGUGCUUAACCAGAAGAAGGUCGCCCUGGAAUUCUGUGGGGAGUCUUGGCGCUCCAUCUGCACCUUCUUCCUCAACAUGUUACAGGCCACAUCGUGCUAG
Arvicola amphibius (Eurasian water vole) is the source of this 747-nucleotide messenger RNA. It is a transcript of the gene Fgfbp1, whose product is annotated as fibroblast growth factor binding protein 1. The transcript has a single exon. Lineage: Eukaryota; Metazoa; Chordata; Mammalia; Rodentia; Cricetidae. Bases 1 to 747 code for a protein of 248 amino acids. Gene Ontology annotation, molecular function: growth factor binding. The record is from RefSeq and is a predicted model, not a curated record. Gene Ontology annotation, biological process: cell-cell signaling.